AUGGCAGAGCGAAUAAAGGUCAAGACGCCCAUGAAGAAGGAGUUACCCAAGCGUCUAGCCCGACUGAAAGCCGCGAACACAGUCGGCGAUUUUGGUUCACUGAGCACGGAAGACGAAGCUUCAAGACAAGAAGCUCACGUGGAGCGUGGACAUGGUGCAAGUACUCCUCGAACUUCGGUUGCGCACAUUCUCGGUCACAUUCGGCGGCUGCAAAAGCCACCAGCAGCUUUCCAUGCCAUGGAAGAAGAUUGCACUGUGACUCAGAGUUGUGUCGGGGGUGGCUGUAUCGCACUCCUCUGCUAA
Messenger RNA from Aphanomyces astaci, 303 nucleotides. RefSeq lists its product as hypothetical. The record is from RefSeq and is a predicted model, not a curated record. The coding region runs from base 1 to 303 and encodes 100 amino acids. The transcript has a single exon. NCBI's taxonomy places the organism in Eukaryota, Oomycota, Saprolegniomycetes, Saprolegniales, Verrucalvaceae.